Messenger RNA from Morone saxatilis (striped sea-bass), 2340 nucleotides. RefSeq names its product VPS37C subunit of ESCRT-I (gene vps37c). The record is from RefSeq and is a predicted model, not a curated record. Gene Ontology annotation, cellular component: ESCRT I complex. NCBI's taxonomy places the organism in Eukaryota, Metazoa, Chordata, Actinopteri, Moronidae. Gene Ontology annotation, biological process: ubiquitin-dependent protein catabolic process via the multivesicular body sorting pathway; protein targeting to vacuole; protein targeting to membrane. The transcript has 5 exons. The coding region runs from base 676 to 1752 and encodes 358 amino acids.
AUUUAAAUAAUUACACCCAGAUAUGUCGGCAAACACUAAGUAUUCAAAACGUAUAUACGUGUAAAUCAAGAGUUCGUUACAGUUAACCAGUGCUGUUUCAGAAAAUGUUUGUUUUGCCCGAGCACCCCCCGCAAACAUUGGAACGUGGAUGGUUCCUAAAAUGGCGGCGGUUUCUAUCAGUGUGGAGUGAAACUUUCCUAUUUUUAGCGACAAAUUUGUCAUUUUCUAACACAUUCUGACGACUUCAGCCGUCUGUUUAUUAAAGUAAGCAUUAACGGAACACAGAGCCGUCUGACACUCGACGUCGGGACCGAGUGGAGUCGUUCGAGGCUCUGUUUUUAAUCGCCAAAUCGCUGGGCUUCCCUCGAAGUUGACGGUGGCUGAGUGCCUGACAUUGCGAUCAUACCGACUGUUGUUGUCAUCGGAUUGCUCAACGCGGAACCACCAGGUGAGAUUGGACGUCGGCCGAGUAGCUAGCUAGCUCGCCGGCCAAAGAGCGUCAAAAACGAAUCGGCGGCUUUUCGUUCGGCUGGAUUCCGUCGGGGCUGAGGUCGGAGAUCCUGAGGACGUGUCACGUCGCCUGUCAGUUGAAAUUAAUACGUGGUGUUGGAUGUCACCACCAGUCAGUGUCAGGCUGAAUUUGGUUUGCUAGCAUCGUCCAUCCUGGCAAAUCAAAUGGAGAAGCUCCAGGACUUGAGCCAAUCAGAGCUACAGGAGCUCCUGGACAACCCGGAGAGGGUGGAGUCAAUGGCUCUGGAGUCUGACGAGAUCCAGAACAUUCAGCUGGAGAGAGAGAUGGCGCUGGCAUCAAAUCGCAGCCUGGCUGAGCAAAACCUGGACAUGAAGCCCCGUCUGGAGUUGCAGAAGGAGGUGCUGGUGGAGAGAUAUUCUCAGCUAGAGGCCGUCAGAGAAACCUACAGACAACACUGUUCCCUAAGAGACGGGAUGGUUGGUCAGGUGUCCCCAGAGGCGUUGUUCUCCAGACUACAGACAGAGAGCAUCAAAACAGAGGAAGAGUCAGAGGCUCUAGCCGAUGAGUUCCUGGAUGGCUCUCUGCCGUUGGACUCUUUCCUCGACCACUUCCUCUCCCUGCGCUCCCUCGCUCACAAAAGACGGGUGCGGAUAGAGAAGCUCCAGGAGAUCCUGCGACAGAGGAGUGAGGGCAAUCCCACCGCCAUGACAUCAUCGGCAGGCAUCUGCCAGGACCCUGCCGCCAUACCCUCACCGUGGAAUCAGCCGACGACAACGGCAACGACGACGAAUCAGCAGCAGCCGAACUCCAAACCUCAGUCCUCCAGCUACCAAAACGCCUCGCAGACAGCCUCCUCAUCUGCAGGGGGCUCCUCCGGCCUCCCCUACAGCCCGUACCCCAUCGCCCCCCCCAAAUCAGCCCCCGCAGCGGCAGCAGCUGCUGCCCCGGCCAACCCCACGUCACAGUUCCCUCCCUACCCAGUUUCCAGCUCACCUUUCACCCCAGGAGGGAGCUACUCCGGCCCCAGGCCUGCUUUCGGGCCUCCGGCUUCAGCUGCCUGCCCUUACCCGACCCAGCCCUCCUUCCCUGCUCCGCAUCCGGGCUCAGCGUUCGGCCAGUACACCCCCAGCCACCCCCAGAGUGGCCCCGCGCCAUACCCGGCCUCCUACAGCUACGGCGGCUACAGCUACCCAGCCGGGCCCGCCUACUCCAAUUCUCAGUCGCCAACGGGGAGACCGAUCUACAGACCAGGAUAUGGAGUUCCACAGCCGUACUCCUGAAAGCACUACUGCUCCUCUGUCUCAAUUCUUCCCUUCUUUAUGUCUCACCCUUUUCUUCUCCCUCCCUCCCUGAAAUCCUCACCCCUAAUUCCCUCUCCUCGUCUUUUUACCUUUUCUACAAUCCCUCUUCCUCUCUCCCACACUCCCAGAUUCAAGAUGUCUCUUGCUUUACUUCUCUUUGUUGCACUAUUUCUAUCUUUCUCUAAUUAUCAAUCUGUUGAUCUCUCUGUCUUUCUCUCUUUCCUUUCCCCCUUUCUCUGUCACCCUCCAACCCACUGACUCCCCCACACUAGUCUCAGGUUGUUGCGUUGUGUUUAAGUGUUCAAACACUUGUAUCUUCAUACACUCACUGUCCUCCCUCCUCCCCUUCCAUUUCAAAUGUGUGUGUUGCUAUUUGGCAAUCAGAAAGUCCUUAUAAACACACAAGUGCACUCCCCCUUAUGACGAAUACAUGAAAAAAAAUCUGUUUUUGUAACACUACGUCUGUGUCCAGUAGCUGUCUGAUUCACAUUAUUAUUCAUGAGCACAGUCUGCGUAAUGGAAGGUUUAUGUCCUGGUCUGGUCUCAGUAACUGCUUAAUUCCACCGG